CUCAAGUUGUCUCCCUCUUCUGCUGACAGACUUGAAUAUUAUAAUUAUAUUUUUUUAUUUUAUUUAUCAAAAUAGCAUGAGAAUCAGGUGAGCAUCAAAACUUUUAAAUCCCUACUGUGGUUCAUUAUAAUAUUAUCAUUCUCAGCGCACAAUGUACUGUGGCCUAGUUAUCAGAAACAGGCUACUCCUGCAGGGCAUAGACAUUCACACCUGUAGCCAAUUUAGCCGCCUGUCAGUCAAUGAACGCCCCCAAGGCUCCCACUUGUUGCUAAAAAAAUCCUGCCUCUGUUCCUACAUGAUCAAUCAUGGAUGAAGAUUCAGCAUUGGAGAGUUAUUUUGAUGACCCAAUUGGAAAUGUACCCGAUGCCUCUGGCUUCCUGUUUGAAGGAGACCUGGGCUUGCAGGGCGCCCCUCAGCUCCAGGACCCAUCCUUUCUCUCCUCGUUGAGCCAACCAGAGAAGGACAUUGGGGAGGAUCUGGAUCUCAGCUUCCUGCCUGAUGACCUGCCAGAGGACACCUGUGGAAAUGCUGCAACUAAUGCUAACAUGACACAAGACCGCGUGUUCGAUGGCUACAGGCCUGAGGAGUCUGCUGAGACUGACCCUAACCAGUCGGCCAUGACCGGAAGCUCUACCUUCUGUCCCAUGACGCCUAUGACCCCCAUGACUCCAGUGGCUGAGAGUUCUGGAAUAAUCCCCAUGUUACAGAAUAUUGUAUCUACAGUGAAUCUGGCUUGCCCACUGGACCUGAAAUCCAUCGCUCUUCAAGCCAGAAACGCUGAGUACAACCCCAAGCGUUUUGCUGCUGUCAUUAUGAGAAUACGGGAACCUAGGACCACAGCACUCAUCUUCAGCUCCGGAAAGAUGGUCUGCACAGGAGCCAAGAGCGAGGAGCAGUCUCGACUGGCUGCCCGCAAGUAUGCUCGUGUGGUGCAGAAAUUGGGCUUUCCCGCCAAAUUCCUGGACUUCAAGAUCCAGAACAUGGUGGGGAGUUGUGAUGUCUGCUUCCCCAUUCGGCUGGAGGGUCUGGUGCUGACUCAUCAGCAGUUCAGCAGUUAUGAGCCAGAGCUGUUUCCUGGUUUGAUCUACCGUAUGGUGAAACCACGUAUUGUCUUACUGAUCUUUGUGUCUGGAAAAGUGGUUCUGACAGGGGCUAAGGAACGUGGAGAGAUCUAUGAAGCCUUUGAGAACAUCUACCCCAUUCUGAAAGGAUUCAGAAAGCAAUAAGUAGUUCAAUUAUAAUGCUGAUAUGGGUGAAUAAAAUUAAUCUACAUUUAUUUACAAACAUGAAUAUGUAAAAAAAAAAAUCAUUUUGUGUGUUGGCUAUACUUGUGGAAAGUGUGUAUGGUGCACUUAUGUACUUUUAUAAUUUUGUAAUGGUGGAUGGAUGAAUCUGUAAUGUAAUAUUGACCAUCUCAGAGAAAUUAAUAAAAGCAAUGUUUGCAUGUAAUACAUCUAACCCAUUCGUAGACGCUAAGCACCUUUAGCGCCUAUUGACGAUAGUAUCACAGGAUGUAUAAAUCUGAAGCAUCCGGUUGGCAUUUCUACUUGCCACCAAAUAUGGUGGUGAGUGAAUUUUGGCCGACAUUCGGCAAAUUUUCUCAUGGAUGUAACU
Molecule: messenger RNA, 1614 nt
Organism: Oncorhynchus mykiss (rainbow trout)
Lineage: Eukaryota; Metazoa; Chordata; Actinopteri; Salmoniformes; Salmonidae
Product: TATA box-binding protein-like 2
Biological process (GO): DNA-templated transcription initiation
Molecular function (GO): DNA binding
Source: RefSeq, a predicted model, not a curated record